AUGGCUCUGUCGGUUCGCAGCAGCUUCGGUGGUUUGUCUCUGGGAGGAGGUUCAGGUCUGUCGAUGGGCGGAGGCAUCGGAGGAGCCAGGAUGAGCGCCUUCAGUGUGAGCGGAGGAGCCGGAGGCAGCGGCGUGCGGGUCUCCUCCGCCUCCAGGUCCUUCUCCUCAGGAGGUGGCGCUGGUGCCGGGUUCGGUGCCGGUUUCGGUGCCGGUGCCGGUGCCGGGUUCGGCGGCGGCGCAGGAUUCGGAGGGGGCGACGGCGUGAUCGGAAACGAGAAGUUCACGAUGCAGAACCUGAACGACCGUCUGGCCGCGUAUCUCACCAAAGUGGCGUCUCUGGAAAAGGCCAACGCAGACCUGGAGCUGAAGAUCCGACAGUUCCUGGAGAGUCGCGUGGGCCCCGCCUCCAGCGACUUCGGCGCCUUCUUCAUCACCAUCGCCGAUCUGCAGGCCAAGAUUCACGCUGCCAUCCUCGCCAAAGGAGCCGUGAACCUGAGUAUCGACAACGCCAACCUCGCCCAGGACGACUUCAGAGCCAAGUACGAGACAGAGUUGACCAUGCGUCAGUCUGUGGAGGCCGACAUCGCGGGGCUCAGGAUGAUGUUGGGAGAACUGGGAAUGGCCAAAGCCGACCUGAGUCUGCAGAUCGACGCCCUGAAGGACGACCUGGUCACGCUCAAGAAGAACCACGAGGAGGACCUGCUGCUCUUGCGCUCUCAGAUGAGUGGGCAGGUGAACGUGGAGGUGGACGCCGCUCCUCAGGAAGAUCUCACCAAAGUCAUGGCCGAGAUCCGCGAGCACUACGAGGCCGUGGCCGCCAAGAACCAGAGGGACCUGGAGGGAUGGUUCCACGCCAAGUCUGAGGCGCUGUCGAAGGAGGUGGCCACCACAGAAAUGACCCUGAAGUCGUCCACAUCAGAAAUCAAAGAAGUGAAGAGCACUCUGCAGGCGCUGGAGAUCGAGCUGCAGUCCAUGAUGAGCAUGAAAGCGUCUCUUGAAAUGUCUUUGUCUGAGAUCCAGGCCAGAUACGCCGCUCAACUCAGCGGCUUCCAGAUGAAGGUCGGGGCGUUGGAGGGGCAGCUGGUGGGCGUCAGAGCAGAUCUGGAGCGACAGGGGCAGGAGUACAGCAUGCUCCUGGACAUCAAGACCCGCCUGGAGCUGGAGAUCGCAGAGUACAGGAGACUCCUGGAGGGAGGAGUCGCCGUGUCCGCCUCCGCUAAGUCUUCCUCGUCCUUCUCCUCGUCCUCGUCCGAGGUCUCCAGCUCCUCGUCUUCCUCCUCCACCACCGUCACCAAAGUCGUGACCACCGUGGUAGAAGAAGUCAUCUCCUCGUAAGAACCUCCCCAGACCCUCAGCGCCGCCAUCGGGAGAACAGAGAACAACACGAGAACAACACGAGAACAACACGAGAACAACACGAGCAGAACAUCUCCCACCCUGACGACCGAAG
Boleophthalmus pectinirostris (great blue-spotted mudskipper) is the source of this 1450-nucleotide messenger RNA. Its product is annotated as keratin, type I cytoskeletal 13-like. The record is from RefSeq and is a predicted model, not a curated record. Gene Ontology annotation, molecular function: structural molecule activity. The transcript is spliced from 9 exons. The coding region runs from base 1 to 1335 and encodes 444 amino acids. NCBI's taxonomy places the organism in Eukaryota, Metazoa, Chordata, Actinopteri, Gobiiformes, Gobiidae.